AUGGCUUCCACCGAUUACAAGUUCCAGGGCUGGGUUGCCCACGACUCCAACUCCAUCGGCAACUUGAAGCAUGAGGAGUACGAGCCGAAGAACUGGUCUGAGGACGACGUCGACAUCAAGAUCCAGUACUGUGGUAUCUGCGGUUCUGACAUUCACACUCUUCGCUCUGGUUGGGGUCCUACCAAGUACCCUCAGGUCGUUGGACACGAGAUCGUUGGUAUUGCCGUCCGUGUUGGUAAGAAUGUAAAGAACGUCAAGGUUGGAGACCGCAUCGGUGUCGGUGCUCAGUCCAGCUCUUGCCUUUCUUGCUCCCCUUGCAAGACCCACUCCGAGCCUUACUGUGAGAAGGGUAUGGUCGGUACCUACAACGGUGUUUACCCCGAUGGAUCCAAGUCUACCGGUGGUUACGCCGACUACGCCCGUGUCCCCUCUCACUUCUGUAUCCCCAUUCCUGAGGGUCUCGAGUCCGAGGUCGCUGCUCCCAUGAUGUGUGCCGGUGUUACCGUCUACUCUCCCAUGAAGGAUGCUGAGGUUGGUCCCGGUAAGAAGGUCGGCGUCAUCGGUAUCGGUGGUCUCGGUCACUUUGGUAUCCUAUUUGCCAAGGCUAUGGGUGCUGAGGUUACUGCUAUCUCCCGUUCACGCAGAAAGGAGGAGGACGCUCGCAAGAUGGGUGUUACCGACUUCAUUGCCACCGGUGAGGAGAACUGGCAGAAGGGCCACACCAAGGAGUUUGAUGUCUUGCUCUGCACCGUCUCCGAGGCUGACAUGCCCUUCGGUGACUACUUGAGUUUGCUCAAGCUCAGGGGUACCUUUAUCGUCGUCGGUCUCCCCGAGGAGGGUGUUACCCUCCGUCCUGGUGCUUUGAUCAGGAACAAUGCCAAGAUCGUCGGAUCUCUCAUCGGUUCUCCCCAGACCAUCCGCGAGAUGCUUGAGCUUGCGGCCAAGUCCGGCGUCAAGUCCUGGGUCCAGAAGUACGACCUCGAGAACGUCAACCAGGCCGUCAAGGAUAUGGAGGACGGUAAGGCCACUUACCGCAUCGUCUUGGAGAACAAGAAGAACUUGUAA
Saitoella complicata NRRL Y-17804 is the source of this 1065-nucleotide messenger RNA. RefSeq names its product NADP-dependent alcohol dehydrogenase. Lineage: Eukaryota; Fungi; Ascomycota; Saitoellomycetes; Saitoellales; Saitoellaceae. Gene Ontology annotation, molecular function: alcohol dehydrogenase (NADP+) activity; zinc ion binding. Gene Ontology annotation, biological process: alcohol metabolic process. The record is from RefSeq and is a predicted model, not a curated record. Bases 1 to 1065 code for a protein of 354 amino acids. The transcript is spliced from 2 exons.